AUGGAAAUCAAGUUAUCCGAGAUCUCCUUCAUCGAACAGUUGAAAGAGUCAGAGUCGUCCUGUGUAUUUCGCGUGCACUGGCAUGACAAAGACUGUGUAAUGAAAGUGUAUCAUGCUUGGGAUCCAUCUCCCGCUGACCCAUCUUUCCGCGAACUCGAUCCGUUCAAAUGCGAAAGCCACGCGUAUCAUCGAUUGAAGAGUGCAGGUCUAUGUGAUCGGGGAUAUGUCCCGAAAUUCUACGGCUUCAUUGAGGACAUAGACCCAGGAGAGUGGGAGCCGCACCUGGAGAGUUUUCGGGGGGAUAAUCUGCGUCCCAAUGCUGUCUUGAUGGAAUACGUACCUGAUAUGCGUACCAUAGAUCUGUCGAACUUUUCACAUGAAAGGAUUCACCAAUUGAGACGAGUUCUUGCUGAAAUGCAUGCCGCUGGUGUUUAUCAUGCUGAUGCGUAUCCGCAGAAUAUGAAGGUUCAGGAGAAUUCGGGGAGAGUCCUUUGGAUCGGGUUUGAUCAUGCCCAGACGUUCUCUACAGAGUCAAUUACGGCGCUUCAACAGAAGUGGUUGGACGAGGAGAUGGAGUUGAUGGAUUAUUUUGUGGGCGCUUUGACGGCCGACUUCAGGGACGGCGAGAUCAAUAGGACGUGGAUGUAUUACAAUGGGAGUGUAUAA
Monascus purpureus is the source of this 666-nucleotide messenger RNA. The record is from the annotation of a GenBank genome assembly. Lineage: Eukaryota; Fungi; Ascomycota; Eurotiomycetes; Eurotiales; Aspergillaceae.